GUAUAGUUUUUAAUGUUUACAGUAGUCUGGUUGGUUAUCAUGGAUAUUGUCUUAACCCUAACCCUAACGCUAGCCCUUUUAGUAAUUCCUUCGGUUUCUGCGAAUUCCGAAGGGGACGCUCUCUACACGUUGCGGAGGAGCUUGUCUGAUCCGGAUAAUGUCCUCCAGAGCUGGGAUCCGACACUUGUCAACCCUUGCACCUGGUUUCACAUCACCUGCAAUCAGGACAAUCGGGUUACUAGAGUGGACCUUGGCAAUUCCAACCUAUCUGGGCAUCUGGUGUCAGAGAUUGGGAAGCUUGAACAUCUGCAAUAUUUAGAGCUCUACAAAAACAACAUUCAAGGGACAAUACCAGUUGAGCUUGGUAAUCUGAAGAGCCUGAUUAGUUUGGACUUGUAUAACAACAACAUUUCAGGAGUCAUUCCUCUAUCUCUGGGAAAGUUGAAGUCUCUAGUAUUCUUGCGGCUUAAUGACAAUCAUCUAAGUGGGAAAAUACCAAGGGAUCUAGCUGCCAUUUCCAGCCUCAAAGUUGUAGAUGUCUCAAGCAACAAUCUUUGUGGAACAAUUCCAACCACUGGGCCAUUUGAGCACAUUCCCCUGAGCAACUUUGAGAACAACCCACGGCUGGAAGGUCCAGAGUUACAAGGACUAGCAACUUACGAUACAAAUUGCUCAUAAAUGACAGUUGACACAGUAACACUUUUGAACUGUACCUUAGUGUUAAAUUGGUUUUCUCUGUACUAAAGUAUGGAUGGGAUAUUCAUUCCUUAUAUAAUAUAUAUGGGUUUGGUGGUAAAUGUAGUAUCUCAUAACAAUGUAUAAAUCUUUGUUCACACCUAAAUCAACUUGCAUGUGUAAUUGUAGUAGUCACUUUGCCUUUUAGAUUAUAAUGUCAGCAAGUUUUCUAUAUUAUG
Molecule: messenger RNA, 914 nt
Organism: Telopea speciosissima
Lineage: Eukaryota; Viridiplantae; Streptophyta; Magnoliopsida; Proteales; Proteaceae
Product: leucine-rich repeat protein 1-like
Exons: 7
Coding region: 13-678 (221 amino acids)
Molecular function (GO): protein binding
Source: RefSeq, a predicted model, not a curated record